Salvelinus fontinalis (brook trout) is the source of this 1476-nucleotide messenger RNA. RefSeq names its product probable ATP-dependent RNA helicase DDX41. Lineage: Eukaryota; Metazoa; Chordata; Actinopteri; Salmoniformes; Salmonidae. Bases 60 to 1055 code for a protein of 331 amino acids. The transcript is spliced from 9 exons. The record is from RefSeq and is a predicted model, not a curated record. Gene Ontology annotation, biological process: mRNA splicing, via spliceosome. Gene Ontology annotation, cellular component: spliceosomal complex. Gene Ontology annotation, molecular function: RNA binding; RNA helicase activity; zinc ion binding.
AGACCCACACCAUCAUAGAGUACUACUGUAAACUGCUGGAGGAAGAAGGGGCUCCACAUAUGAGAUCAGUCCUCUGUAUAGGAGGCAUGUCUGUCAAAGACCAGAUGGAGGUGGUCAAACAUGGUGUCCACAUGAUGGUGGCGACCCCCGGCCGUCUGAUGGACCUGUUGCAGAAGAAGAUGAUCAGUCUGGAUAUCUGUCGUUAUCUGGCUCUAGACGAGGCUGACAGAAUGAUAGACAUGGGCUUCGAAGAAGAUAUCAGAACUAUCUUCUCCUACUUUAAGGGCCAGAGACAAACUCUUCUGUUUAGUGCCACCAUGCCCAAGAAGAUCCAGAACUUUGCCAAGAGUGCCCUGGUCAAACCCAUCACCAUCAACGUGGGCCGGGCCGGCGCUGCCAGCUUGGAUGUCAUUCAGGAAGUGGAGUAUGUGAAGGAGGAGGCUAAAAUGGUGUACCUGCUGGAGUGUCUACAGAAGACCCCUCCUCCGGUGUUGAUGUUUGCUGAGAAGAAAGCAGACGUGGACGCCAUUCAUGAAUAUCUCCUGCUAAAAGGAGUGGAGGCUGUGGCUAUCCACGGAGGAAAAGACCAGGAGGAGCGUACCAAAGCCAUCGAGGCCUUUAAGGAAGGGAAGAAGGAUGUGUUGGUAGCUACCGAUGUGGCGUCUAAAGGUCUGGACUUCCCUGCUAUACAGCACGUGGUCAACUAUGAUAUGCCAGAGGAGAUAGAGAACUAUGUCCACAGGAUUGGUAGAACCGGUCGAUCAGGGAAGACUGGGAUCGCCACCACUUUCAUCAACAAAGGCUGUGAUGAGUCCGUGCUGAUGGAUCUGAAGGCCCUGCUGAUAGAGGCCAAGCAGAAGGUUCCUCCUGUUCUUCAGGUCCUACAGACAGGAGACGAGACCAUGCUGGAUAUCGGAGGAGAGAGAGGCUGUACGUUCUGUGGUGGUCUGGGUCAUCGUAUCACAGACUGUCCCAAACUGGAGGCCAUGCAGACCAAACAGGUCACCAAUAUCGGACGCAAAGACUACCUGGCGCACAGCUCCAUGGACUUCUGAGUUUACGUCACGGAAUACUCAAAAUACUGUCACCUACUUUGAUGCUGUGCCUGGUUUGUUUUGCCAGGUACAAUGGGGACCAAUUGGGAUUGUUCCCAAAAGGAUUGUUCCAAGUGCACGUCAAAUAGUAUUUGAGAUAGGAUUUUGGCCCAGCUGGUCCGCUUGAUAUACAUGGCUCUGUGAGACGGACAUGUUUGGGAUGCCCUUGCUUCUCUGAGCAUUCGUGGAAUAGAGGAAGUAACAUGUAUUUUUUAUUGUUGCCCAACAUUGUCCCCGGGGGCUGAUAAGAUAAAGACAGAAUCGCUCUGUAUGUAUAAAAGGUUGAACUAUUUCUCUUAUCUGUUUUAUUAUUUUCUGUUUUGUAUUAAAAAAUUUAAUCAAAUUUCACUGCAACGUUAAUAAAUCAAUUUUACGAACCACA